AUGAUGAAUACAUUCGAUAUGAAUGAUGAUGAAUACUUUGGAGUGCUAGCAGAGAUGAUGAAUGCAUUUGAUAUGAAUAAUAAUGAAGCAAGUGCCGUGCAGAUUGAACAAGUAAGUUCAAAGCAUCUACAACCUAUCUACAAUAGCGAGCAGCCAGUCUCAACCACAAAGUCUAUGCCUCUUACCGUCUUUGAUAGGUUGGGAGAGGACCAACACGUAUCAACACUUUAUGCUUAUAAACCACCAAACCCAUCAAACACAUUGUUGGAACAAGGCCUUCGAAAAACCUUAUCGGAGUUCCGAGAAUGUGCUGGUAGGUUUGGUAAAGAUGAUAAUGGUCAAACUAUAAUUUUACUCAACGAUGAAGGGAUGAGGUUUACUGAGGCUUCCGCUAACUGCACCUUUGAUCAGGCGAUCCCUUUUACACCAUCCAUCUUACUAAAACUUAGUCCAAACCUUGAAGGAGCGGAAGAAAUUGCCCUAGUUCAGCUCACAAGAUUUACUUGCGGGACCCUAGUUGUGAGUUUCUCCGGACAGCAUAUUGUGGGUGAUGGACAGUCUAUGGUUUUUUUCAUGGUUGCUUGGUCUCAGGCAUGUCGUGGACUCGACAUCAACCCGCGUCCUCUGUGCAACAGGAAUAUAUUUGUUCCGAGAAAUCCAUUUAACAAUGAGUUCGAUCACAGAAGCGUUGAGAUUGUAAAGAGGAAGAGCAAAUAUUCGAUUCCGCUUCGUUACAAAGAAGAUUAUUUGGUGCAACAGGUUCUUCAUUGCACGCCCGAGUUCAUAGCCAAAAUUAAGAGUAAGGCUUCUUCUUUUUCAGAUGCUAAUGGUGUUCAUAGACCACAUAGCACCUUUGUGUGCUUGGUUGCGCAUUUAUGGACAGUGAUUACAAGGGUUCGGGGACUUUCUGAUUCUCAAAAAACAUACGUCAAGAUCUCAGUGAAUGGGAGGAGAAAGUUGAGACCUCGUAUUCCAGAUGAGUAUUUCGGCAAUAUGGUACUCUGGGCAUUCCCUGAAACUCAAGGAAAGAACCUUCGUGGAAACUCUUUGAGCCACGCAGCAGAGAUAAUACAAAAAGAGGUGAUGAAGGUGGACGGAAACUACUUCAAAUCUUAUAUAGAUUUUGCAAACGAAAAUUUGAAUGAUGAUGGUCUGACACCGCGGAAGGUAGUGCCAUCCUGCUGGCCCAAUAUGGAAAUCCAAAGCUGGCUUGGUUUUCCCAUCAAGGAAGUUGAUUUUGGUUCUGGUAAGCCUUUCAUGUAUAUGCCAUCAUUUGAUCCUGUGGAGGGUGAAACAUACAUAGUUCCUUCCAUUGCUGGUGAUGGAAGCAUAGACGUGUAUGUAACUUUGUUCCAGCAACAGCAAGCACUCUUCAAAGAAUUGUUCUACAACAUUUAUGGGCUUUCUUCCGCGCUGUAA
Molecule: messenger RNA, 1419 nt
Organism: Papaver somniferum (opium poppy)
Lineage: Eukaryota; Viridiplantae; Streptophyta; Magnoliopsida; Ranunculales; Papaveraceae
Product: agmatine coumaroyltransferase-2-like
Exons: 1
Coding region: 1-1419 (472 amino acids)
Molecular function (GO): acyltransferase activity, transferring groups other than amino-acyl groups
Source: RefSeq, a predicted model, not a curated record